GAACCAUUCAACUGAGACGCCAUUCCUUUUGGUAAAAUUCGAGUCACGCUCCUUGUGUAUAAUGUGAUCCAUGCACACCAGCUUCGAUCUUGCAGAUCCCAUCGAAAUCUAACCAUGGCAUCCGCUCCUUCACCCAACCCGUCUGCUUCGGCCGGCAAUCCCAAGGUCGACCCGAUUCUGCGCAAUGCAUUGCGAUAUACUGUGAGCGCAAAAGAGUACGAGCUGCUUCACCAGUAUCUGCUAUCUCGAGCUUCAGCUGUCCGAAGAAGAGCGCCACGGCCGCCGCGCUACGAAUCUUUUGUCCGCAGCAAGGAUGAUUACAAUGCAGCUGCAAUCCGAGCCUCGUUGCGCGUCUUCUUUGCGACGCAAGCAGGUCUCAAGCUUUGGGAGCUUAUAACUACCAAGCUGAUUGCCAGGGGAAGAAUAUCAAAACCGCUGCCGAAAACGAGUAUAUUCCAAUCGCGCAAUCUACGACUUUCCUUUUCACUCUCAUUCAUAUUAUUCCUCCAUCGAAUUCUCUAUCGUUUCUUUACGCGGCUGCGUGAGAAUCUCCUUACACCUGAUGCGGCUCCCUUUCGCCGAAGGAACCCUCGUGUCACUCGAGUCCUUAUCUCCCGACUAGCUCCAGCGAUUGGGGCCAGUUUAGCCGGCUUCAGUCUCGGUCUCUACCCGUCGGAUCAAUUGCGCGUUACUAUUGCGAUUUAUAUGGUUACCAGAGCUGCAGAAUUUGUGUACAAUUCUCUAGAAGACCAAGGAUGGUUUCAGGACCGACCAUGGUGGUUUGGAAGCUGGCUUCUGAUGCCGUUUGCCUAUGGGCAACUACUUCAUGCCUUUGUCUUUGACAGGGAAUGCUUUCCACAGGGUUACGGCGACUUUAUCCUCAAGCGAUCACCAAACUACAUCCAACAGCGACCAGAGGAUUACCCCGCGCAGCUCGCAUGGCCAGACACGUACGAGAUUGUUGACAGCUUGGCCGAAAUGGCCCAUCUCAAUUGGCCACCAUUCACAUCUCCCAUUCUCUUCCCGAACAAGGAAACACUCCCGCCCUCCCUCACGACCAUAGCACCCAUCACCGACCCCGCGCAUCCCGGCAUCAAGCCCCUCUCCUGCGCCGUGCUGCACCCCAACGACCCAUCCUGCCUACGGACCUACCUGACAUUCUACAUCCGGGUCUUCCCGCAAUUCGCUCGGAUUUUCGCCCUCGUCCUCACAGGCAUGAGCAUCCUCCGCUACAAAUCCUUCCUCGCCACGCCCAUCUCCUCGACCAACGCCCUCGCCAAGAGUAUUCUGAAACUGACACUCUCUGUCACCGGCGCCAUCGGCAGCGCAUGGGCCUCCAUCUGCCUCUUCCAACACGUUUUUCCCCGUUCCUUCUUGCCCACCCAGCGGUUCUUCCUCGGCGGCUUCCUCGCGGGCUUUUGGGCCUUCCUGACCCGCCGCUCCGGCAGGAGUAAUUUCCUCUACUCGGCGCGCAUGAGCAUCGACAGUCUCUGGAAAGUCGGCGUCAAGCGCGGCUGGUGGAGGGGCGUCAGGAAUGGCGAUGUCUGGCUGUUUGUCCUCAGCUUGGCACUCACGAAUGCUGUGUAUGAUGUUAAUCCCAAAGCCGUCACGGGAGGGGCCGUCAGGAAGAGUCUCAGCGUGCUGCGUGGACAAGGCUGGGUUGAUCGCGCCCGUGCCAAGUCGGUCGUGGAUACUAGGGAUGGUGAAGCCGAGGAGUAGUUUUGGGGUGAAUUUCUUAAGACCUUGUUUAUAAUAAUAAGCGGUGGGCGGAGAGGGGUGUGGGUGUUCGCUAUCACACUCUCAACGAUUACUAUUAUCAGUCGUUGCUAUUAUCAAUUGUUGGUAUUAUCGGUUAAGGUUACGUUAUGCAAUGCAUAGAAUGCAAGCAUGGGAAAGGAAGCAGGGCUUAUAUUUCCUUGGGAGUCGGAAUUAUGAAAUUAAUUUAUUUUUGGUCACUUUAUAGAUCUUUAUGCUUUCUUACGAUUCAUCCUCUAUUCUGCAAUUGUCUACUCGUAUUGCUCUCAUCAUCAGACAGUCUCUCCGUCCU
Molecule: messenger RNA, 2047 nt
Organism: Xylona heveae TC161
Lineage: Eukaryota; Fungi; Ascomycota; Xylonomycetes; Xylonales; Xylonaceae
Exons: 5
Coding region: 115-1719 (534 amino acids)
Source: RefSeq, a predicted model, not a curated record